UCGAGUUGCGUGCGAUUUGUUGGCGUUUGUUGUGAAAUUUGCUUUACCUGCUUUACGUUUGCCAUUUGCCAGUGGCCAUGGACGAAUCCUCGCGACAGCAGAUGGAUGACUGCUUCCUGCGCAGCCCCAGCGACAUCCGCACCACCAACGUGCCCGCGGUGCCGAAAUCGCAGGCGUCGGACAACAAGUCCCGGAAAACAGAGCUGCACGUCCUCCGGCUGAACGACGAGUCCCGCCAGAUGACCAUGGACACGUUGCGCCAAAUCCACGGGCCGGACUUCCAGCUGGACGACAUCAGCAAGUACAAGGAUCGCGGACGCGGCGGCCACGGCGUUAAGCACUCCUACUGGCAGGAUCGCGGCACCCUGAUGGUGCAGAGCGUCCAAGGAGUGAGCUCCUCCCGUGGCGACGAUAGCGAUGGGGACCGCCUGCGCCGCUAUGCCCUGGCCAAGCUGGAGAACUACGGCUUCCAGGCCGUCCACUGUCUGGAGGCCUAUGAACACUGCUCCGGCGACACGGAGGCCGCCCUACUGCUGCUCUACCGCCGCUACAUGAGGAUCCCGGAGGAGGAACAGCUGACGCUCGAACCGCCCAGCGAGCAGGAACUGCUGGACAUGCGCGCGGAUGAGAAGGAAGCCCUGGAGUCGAUCUACGACCAGGCGUACGAGGAGCGAGAGGCGAACCGGGUGUGGAACCUUAAGUUCCGCAUCGACCACCUGCUGGCCCACAGUCCCUCGGAGGUGCGAAAGGCCAGGGAGGCAGUCCUGGCCGCUGCUGCCGCGGCUGUCCAGGCGGCGCUGGACAAGAAGAAGAAGGCCCCGCAGCGGUGUCGCAACUUCGACCGCGACGGCACCUGCAAGUUCGGCCCCAAGUGCCGGUUCGCUCACCUGCAUGCGCUGCCCACGGAAUCGGACACUCCCAAGAAGGAUAGCGUUGACGAGAACGACAACGAGCUCUGGUUCCACGUGGAGGUGCGCUUCCCACCGGGCAGUCGCUAUCCAUAUGAGGCGCCAUUCGUCUACUUGAAAACGACCUGCCACGAUAUCCCGCACGAGCUGCGGCUCCGCUACGCCCGCCACCUGUAUAGAGAAGCCAGAGAGAUCUGCCGCGAUGGCAUUCCCUGUGUGUACAGCAUCUGCGACCUGCUGCAGUCCAAUGAACAGCUGGCCGGUCGACUGGAUACGUCUGCCUUUCCCUCGCCCAAGCGCUCAAUCUUCCACGACGAACCGGAGGGCGGUGGAGCGGACCAGAAUAGUGAGAAUCAGCAGGCACCGAAGCCCUCGCACUACGCCCGCGGACAAACGGCGCGUAACGAAGGGGGCCGCCAGCGGAAUGUGGAGGCGCAGAAUCGGGAGAACCGCCGCCUGCUGCAGCAGUUCGUGGAGCGGCGGAAGGAGGAGCGCUACCAGAAGGUCAUCGAUGGCCGGAAACAGCUGCCCGCUUUCGCGGAAAUUGAACGUAUUCUGGCGCUGAUCGAGAAUUCGCCGGUGGUGGUGAUAUCCGGUGAAACGGGCUGCGGCAAGAGCACCCAAGUGCCACAGUUCAUCCUGGACAACUGGUUUUUCCGGGCCCUCCAACUGCCUGCGAAGGAGAACCUGCCCCACGUUGAGAUCAUUUGCACGCAACCGCGACGUCUCUCGGCCAUCGGAGUGGCGGAACGAGUGGCUGCCGAGCGUCUGGAUCGCAUUGGUCAGCUGGUGGGCUACCAGAUCCGGCUGGAGAACAAGGUGUCGCAAAGCACGCGCCUAAGCUUCUGCACUACGGGCAUCCUGCUGCGCCGACUGGCCUCCGAUCCCCUGUUGGAAGGCGUCACCCAUGUUAUCGUCGACGAAGUGCACGAGCGCUCCGAGGAAUCCGACUUCCUACUGCUUAUCCUGAAGAAUUUGCUGCGAGAACGCAAAGAUCUCAAAGUUAUUCUCAUGUCGGCCACUCUCAAUGCCACCCUGUUUUCGGAUUACUUUGGCGGAGCACCCGUGCUGGAUAUUCCUGGUCGCACCUUCCCCGUACAGCAGCUCUUCCUGGAGGAUAUCCUGGAGAUGAGCGACUUCGUCAUGGAGUACGACACCAAGUACUGCCGCAAGCUUAAGAAGCAUGAGCAGGACGUACUGGAGCGUGAGCUGGAGUACGCCGAUGUGCAGGCCUCGGGGCAGGCGCCAGGAAAGAAGGUCAAGGAUGAAAAGCUAACCCUGGCCGAGACUUAUCAGCGGUACGCGGACUUCAGCAAGCCCACGUGCAAAAGCAUCUACCUGAUGGAGCCCAUGACGAUCAAUCCAGAACUAAUCGAAUCCGUGCUUAAAUAUAUCGUUGAGGGCUCCCACGAGUGGCCCCGCGAAGGAACCAUUCUCAUCUUCCUGCCCGGCUUCGGUGAGAUCCAAACCGUGCACGAUUCCCUGCUGGACCAUGCCCUCUUCUCGCCACGCGCCGGCAAGUUCGUUCUGGUGCCCCUGCACUCUGCCCUUUCUGGUGAGGACCAGGUGCUAGUCUUCAAGAAAGCGCCUCCCGGUAAGCGAAAGAUCGUGCUAAGCACGAACAUAGCCGAAACUUCGGUGACCAUUGACGACUGUGUGUUCGUGGUGGACUGCGGCCUGAUGAAGGAGAAGUGUUUCGACUCGAACCGUAACAUGGAAUCGCUGGACCUAGUCUGGGUGUCCCGUGCCAAUGCCAAGCAGCGCAAGGGUCGUGCCGGUCGUGUAAUGCCGGGAGUGUGCAUCCACCUGUACACCAGUCACCGCUACCACCAGCACAUCCUCGCCCAGCCUGUGCCGGAGAUUCAACGGGUGCCGCUCGAGCAGAUUGUGCUGCGUAUCAAGACGCUACAGACGUUCGCCUCGCGCAACACGCUUUCGGUUCUCCUGGAAACGCUGGAGGCGCCCACGGAGGAUAGUGUUCUUGGUGCCUUGACGCGUUUAAGGGAUGUGGGCGCUCUUGAUGCGGAAGAUCAGCUGACUCCGCUGGGCCAUCAUCUCGCUGCCCUGCCCGUGGACGUGCGCAUCGGCAAGCUGAUGCUAUACGGGGCGAUCUUCCAGUGCCUGGACAGCGUGCUGACCAUCGCCGCCUGCCUGAGCAACAAAUCGCCGUUCGUAAGUCCGCUCAACAAGCGCACGGAGGCGGACAAGUGCAAGCGCAUGUUCGCCCUGGGCAACAGCGAUCACCUCACUGUCCUGAAUGCUUAUCGGAAAUGGCUUGACGUGGCGCGUAGGGGGAACUUUGCUGCCAGCAGGAACUAUGCCAGUGAACACUUUCUGUCUCUGAACACACUCGAGACGAUAGCCGACCUCAAGUACCAGUAUCUAGAGCUACUCGUGUCCAUCGGCUUUGUGCCCAUCAAUGUGCCGCGCAGGCGCAAGAAAGAGUGCGACAAUAUUCUCACCCUGACAGGCGUGGACCAGAAUCACAACGGCGACAACAACCGGCUGUUGACCUCGCUCCUCUGUGCUGCCCUCUACCCAAACAUCGUGAAGAUCAUGACGCCGGAGCGCGUUUAUGUGCAAACGGCUGGCGGGGCAGUGCCGCGCGAGCCGAGUCAUCACGAUCUGCGCUUCAAGACGCGCGGCGAUGGCUACGUGAAGAUUCAUCCUUCGUCAGUCAACUCGCAUGUGGCCGUCUUCCAGGCGCCCUUCCUUGUCUACCAGGAGAAGGUGCGCACCAGCGCCAUCUACAUCCGGGACUGCUCAAUGCUGCCUCUCAUCGCCAUGGUCUUGUUUGCCGGCAGCGACUUUAAGGUGGAGCUGCACGACGGCGACUUCCUUUUCCUGCUGGAGAGCGGCUGGAUCAUUUUGAAGGCCCACGACCUCGAGACCGCCGAGAUGGUCCAGUGCCUGCGGGCGGAGAUGAUCAAGCUGCUGGAGGAGAAGAUUCGCGACCCGUGCCUUAACUUGCUGCACCACAAAAACGGCUGCCGCAUGAUCGCCAACAUCGUUUACCUGAUCAGUAAAAAUAGCUGAGACGCUCCUCAUUUCAAAACUAUCCAAAUCAAAUGUACAUUUUGUGUAAUAGCUCUUGAGCUGAUAUUUAAAAUACCUGUAAUAUACGCCAAACGAGACCAAUAACGAAUCGCCAAAGCGAUGGCUCAAAAGCACACUCCAUAAGGUUUCUUCAACGGGAUAAAGAGUAAUAGAUAUUGGAUAAAGACUCCUAUUUUAGGAUGAUAUUCAUAUUUUACUGCCUCAUUAAAUAAUCAUUUAGAAAUUGCAAUAAUCAAUAAACCAUAUUAGCUUUGAUUUUCCAUCUAGAAAAACACCCAAAUACUCCUUGUAAUAGAUUAUGCAAUAUUAUUUAUAUGUUUCCCUUUCCUUCAGCUUAUAUUGAUUUAUACAUUUUAUUAAAAGAUCGUUAUUUAUUUCCGUAA
This is a messenger RNA of Drosophila rhopaloa, 4348 nucleotides long. Its product is annotated as putative ATP-dependent RNA helicase DHX57. The transcript has 6 exons. The record is from RefSeq and is a predicted model, not a curated record. Gene Ontology annotation, molecular function: metal ion binding; RNA binding; protein binding. Bases 78 to 3944 code for a protein of 1288 amino acids. Gene Ontology annotation, cellular component: intracellular anatomical structure. Lineage: Eukaryota; Metazoa; Arthropoda; Insecta; Diptera; Drosophilidae.